AUGAAAUGGACAAUAAGUGUGACGAUUAUGAGCCUAGUAUUGGUCACAUAUACAAGUGCACUAACUUGUACACAGAAAGACUUGUGUUCUUGUUCACUGGACGAUGGUAGUGGUGAUAUUGAUGUUUCUACAAUCGGCAACCAGGACGGAACAGCGAUGUUUGCAGAUAUGAUCAGCAGUGAUGGUCAAAAAUACUCGCUAAACCUGUGUUAUCCAUUUAAUGAAUUAUCCUGUUCUAAUGCAGCGGCAUGUCAAGUAAUGACAGAUGGAUCGGCAAGUUACCAGAUCGGUGAUGCCUCAAAUGUAGGUUUCGAAAUCGAUAGUUUAAACCAGGUUCACGUCAAGUACACUAAUAUAGACCAGGGAUCUGGUCUUACAAGAACGACCGACGUAACAUUGGUGUGUAACCCUGGGGCGGAUCCUCCGCUAGCUUCUGCAGAUGGUGAAACUGCUCCAGGCUCUGUCACUUACUUAUUCACUGUAAACACAAAAUGUGGAUGCCCGGGACAAUGCGGUAGCGGCCCUGCGCCACCAGACCCCACCACCACUAAAGGUCCUGGUCCAGACCCAGGUCCAGGGCCUAAAACGGGAGGCUCGUCAGACGGUAUCAGCAUUGGGACUGUCCUUGUCAUUGUUGCACUGUCGCUAGGAUUUACUUACAUGGUUGGAGGUAUUUUGUUUAUGAAGAUGGUUCGCCACGCUAAUGGGAGAGAGGUUGUACCUAAUGCCUCGUUCUGGGGAAAUUUACCUGGUCUUGUCAAGGACGGCUUUGUAUUCACCAUUGGUAAAUGUAAACGUGGAGGAUACAGUAAAAUGUGA
Messenger RNA from Ylistrum balloti, 819 nucleotides. RefSeq lists its product as uncharacterized. Lineage: Eukaryota; Metazoa; Mollusca; Bivalvia; Pectinida; Pectinidae. The record is from RefSeq and is a predicted model, not a curated record. Gene Ontology annotation, cellular component: trans-Golgi network. The coding region runs from base 1 to 819 and encodes 272 amino acids. The transcript has 7 exons.